AUGAAUCACCUUAGAUUGUUUAAUAGAUCAUUGACUACUGCUCGACCCUUUUUGACUGCUCCUCGUUUUGCUGCAGCACCUGUUGGAAGUCAAAUUGCACAGUUCAGCUCUUCUCGCAUUGCUCAACAUGCUUCUCCUGUCAAUGAUAACAGCCACCAAAUUUCUGGAAAGCCUCCAGGUGUUCUCGAUGUUGCUGCACAGCACUUAUUGUUGACAGAACUGAUGCGUGGCAUGUGGGUUGUCCUCGAAAACUUCUUCCGCCCACCUUACACCAUUUUCUAUCCAUUCGAAAAGGGUCCUCUCUCCACCCGUUUCCGUGGUGAGCAUGCUCUCCGUCGCUACCAAUCAGGUGAAGAACGUUGUAUUGCUUGUAAAUUAUGCGAAGCUAUCUGUCCUGCUCAAGCUAUCACCAUUGAAGCUGAGCCUAGAGAAGAUGGUUCUCGUCGUACUACAAGAUAUGAUAUUGAUAUGACCAAGUGCAUUUACUGCGGUUUCUGUCAAGAAGCUUGUCCUGUUGAUGCUAUUGUUGAAACACCCAACUAUGAAUAUAUUACCGAAACCCACGAAGAGCUCCUUUACAACAAAGAAAAGCUCUUGGCAAAUGGUGAUAAAUGGGAAGUUGAACUUGCCAGAAACUUGCAAGCCGAACAUCCUUAUCGUUAA
Rhizopus microsporus ATCC 52813 is the source of this 663-nucleotide messenger RNA. Its product is annotated as NADH dehydrogenase iron-sulfur protein 8. The transcript has 6 exons. Gene Ontology annotation, molecular function: NADH dehydrogenase activity; 4 iron, 4 sulfur cluster binding. Gene Ontology annotation, biological process: mitochondrial respiratory chain complex I assembly; mitochondrial electron transport, NADH to ubiquinone. NCBI's taxonomy places the organism in Eukaryota, Fungi, Mucoromycota, Mucoromycetes, Mucorales, Rhizopodaceae. Bases 1 to 663 code for a protein of 220 amino acids. Gene Ontology annotation, cellular component: membrane. The record is from RefSeq and is a predicted model, not a curated record.